Pyrenophora tritici-repentis Pt-1C-BFP is the source of this 1340-nucleotide messenger RNA. RefSeq lists its product as uncharacterized. NCBI's taxonomy places the organism in Eukaryota, Fungi, Ascomycota, Dothideomycetes, Pleosporales, Pleosporaceae. Gene Ontology annotation, biological process: signal transduction; protein phosphorylation. Gene Ontology annotation, cellular component: cytoplasm. The record is from RefSeq and is a predicted model, not a curated record. Gene Ontology annotation, molecular function: ATP binding; protein serine/threonine kinase activity; protein serine/threonine/tyrosine kinase activity.
CCGACAACCUCAUCCACUACGGCUCCUCUCCACCCCCCACCGAAGCCCUCUCGCACUCUGCUCAGCUCCAGCCCGCCUCACUCUCGAUAGCAAUCCGCGCUGCGCUUGCGGUCCCCCCUCUCCCAUACGCAUAACGCCGUACAAUGACCCAGAACCGGCCAUCGGCCUUCUCCUCGCUAAGAAUGGGUGAAGUAAUCCGCGAAAAGGUCCAGGACGGCCUGACGGGCGACUACAAAGACCUCGCAUACACGCAGUGCAAAAUUGUCGGCAACGGCUCCUUCGGUGUAGUCUUCCAGACCAAGCUGUCACCCAGUGGUGAAGAUGCUGCCAUCAAGCGUGUGUUGCAGGACAAGCGCUUCAAGAACCGCGAACUCCAAAUCAUGCGCAUUGUCCGCCAUCCCAACAUUGUCGAACUCAAGGCCUUCUUCUACAACAACGGCGAGCGGCCACAGAAGGACGAGGUCUACCUGAAUCUCGUGCUGGAAUUCGUUCCCGAGACCGUUUACCGGGCGUCGCGCUACUUCAACAAGAUGAAGACGGUCAUGCCCAUUCUCGAAGUCAAGCUGUACAUCUACCAGCUCUUCCGCUCGCUCGCCUACAUCCACUCCCAAGGCAUCUGCCAUAGGGACAUCAAGCCCCAAAACCUCCUUCUGGACCCAUCGACUGGUGUGCUGAAGCUGUGCGAUUUCGGAAGUGCCAAGAUCCUGGUAGAGAACGAGCCAAAUGUGUCGUACAUCUGUUCCAGGUACUACCGCGCGCCCGAGUUGAUAUUUGGAGCGACAAAUUACACCACCAAGAUCGAUGUCUGGUCCACAGGUUGCGUCAUGGCAGAGCUGAUGCUCGGACAGCCACUGUUCCCGGGAGAGUCGGGCAUCGAUCAGCUGGUAGAGAUCAUCAAGGUGCUGGGAACGCCAACGCGAGACCAGAUCCGCACCAUGAACCCCAACUACAUGGAACACAAGUUCCCGCAGAUCAAGCCUCAUCCGUUCAGUAAGGUUUUCCGGAAGGCCGACCCUAGCGCCAUCGAAUUGAUCUCCAAGCUGCUCGAAUACACCCCCACUCAGCGUCUGUCGGCCAUCGAUGCCAUGGUGCACCCCUUCUUCGAUGAGUUGAGAGAUCCGAACACGCGCCUGCCAGACUCGCGCCACCCCAACGGGGCCACUCGUGAUCUGCCUGAGCUGUACAACUUCACUCAUCAUGAACUCUCCAUCGCUCCUCACCUCAACGCCCAGCUGGUCCCGCCGCACCACCGCGCGACACUGGCUGCGCGUGGUCUUGACUUUGAAUCGCCGAGUUUCAAGCCAUUAACAAAGGACCAGAUGAUAGCAAGGCUAGAUUAA